Corvus hawaiiensis (hawaiian crow) is the source of this 3634-nucleotide messenger RNA. RefSeq names its product aryl hydrocarbon receptor nuclear translocator like (gene BMAL1). Gene Ontology annotation, biological process: regulation of transcription by RNA polymerase II; circadian rhythm. Gene Ontology annotation, cellular component: nucleus; transcription regulator complex; cytoplasm. Bases 1191 to 3092 code for a protein of 633 amino acids. Gene Ontology annotation, molecular function: DNA-binding transcription factor activity, RNA polymerase II-specific; RNA polymerase II cis-regulatory region sequence-specific DNA binding; protein dimerization activity. The record is from RefSeq and is a predicted model, not a curated record. The transcript is spliced from 19 exons. Lineage: Eukaryota; Metazoa; Chordata; Aves; Passeriformes; Corvidae.
CGUGAUCAGCUUUGCUGCAUGGUUAAGCUGGUCACGUGUCAUCUCACUUUUUUUUAAAGGGAUAAACAGUAAGGUUUCUUUUUACUGUCUCAUUAGCCUUGUUUCAGGAGAUCAGAGAAAGAUGGAAUGCAAGGAGGGGGAAUCCCGAAGGAAGUAGUCCCAAACAGGCUGUAAAGACAAACUGUCAUGGAUACAGUGACAAAAUAUCAUUUGAUUCUCCUCUGCAGGAGAAUCCUAUCAGGAAGUAGACUCCAUGGCAUUUUUUUCAAGUAGGUCCUUAGAGUACUUUGGCAACAGGUUUAGCAUCAUAAAUGGAAGAUUUGAACUUUGCUUAUUAUACACAUGGGUAACUUUUGUGUUCCUUCUCAGUGAGAAUUUUUUUUAGGCACUGAACAUCCAGCAGAUGGAGGCUUAAAAGACAGUAAAAUAUUCAGUUUCCCAGAAUUUUAAGAAAACCUUGUGAAAAAAACAUUUCUCUGAACUGUUUAGUGGGGCAUGCUGAUUUUUGUUCUGAUCAUUGAGUUGACAUUUUCUUAACUUUAAAACUCAUUUCAAGAGACAUGCAUGGUUCUUAACUCCUGUAAUGCUAAAAUGUAGGACUGUGAUUGUUAGAACUGGAUGAGCAUUUGGGACAUGGUAGAGAAAGGGCUGACUGGAAAAGAAAUUGAGAAUAAUGCUCUUGAUGUGUUUUUUUCUGCUUAAAUGGUCAAGACACUUAAAAUAGCUGCUUUGAAACUAUCAAAUAUAGGCAGGUAUAAAAUGGCACAGCUGAAUGGAUACUUGAUUUCAAGAUUUUUUUUCUAUAAAACUGGUAUGAAAUUUUUGCUUGAGAUGAGCAACAAUUUGUUUUUUGCAUUACUGAACAGUGACUUGUGCGGUGUUCUGAUUCUGAAGCUAAAGUGUUGGCUAUUGCAGGCAUUCUUAAAGGGAAAAGACAGUGGUAAACUUACAAACCCUUUUUCUUCCACCCCCUGUUUCCUUUAUUCAUUCCAGCUCAUCUCAGCCUUCUGUCUGAGGUCAUCAUAGAUGGUCCAUGAAAUUAUCUAAUGCAGUAAAAUGUUUUUGAAAGUAUUUGACCAACAGAACAUGAGGCAUGGAAGAGUUCUAAGAUUAUCAGCUGCUUUGGGCUGAGCAUCAUCAUCUUUGCCCAAGUGGAUUUAGGCUUCCAAGACAGGCCUUCAGACAGUCCAAUGGCAGACCAAAGGAUGGACAUAUCUUCUACAAUUAGUGACUUUAUGUCACCAGACCCUGCUGACUUGAUCUCCAGUUCCCUUAGCACUUCAGGAAUGGACUGUAAUAGGAAAAGAAAGGGAAGCUCAACCGAUUAUCAACUCGAUGGCUUUCCUUUUGAGGAAGGUAUGGAUACAGAUAAAGAUGACCAACAUGGAAGAUUGGAGUAUGCAGACCAACAAGGCAGGAUAAAAAAUGCAAGGGAGGCUCACAGUCAGAUCGAGAAGCGGCGGAGGGAUAAGAUGAACAGUUUCAUAGACGAGCUGGCCUCGCUGGUGCCCACGUGCAACGCCAUGUCCCGCAAGCUGGACAAGCUCACCGUGCUCAGGAUGGCUGUCCAGCAUAUGAAAACACUUCGUGGUGCUACAAACCCAUAUACAGAAGCAAACUACAAGCCUGCUUUUCUAUCAGAUGAUGAAUUAAAACAUCUUAUUCUCAGGGCAGCAGAUGGAUUUCUUUUUGUUGUGGGCUGUGACAGAGGAAAGAUACUGUUUGUUUCAGAAUCUGUCUUCAAGAUCCUCAACUACAGUCAGAAUGAUUUGAUUGGUCAAAGUUUGUUUGAUUAUCUCCAUCCUAAAGACAUUGCCAAAGUGAAGGAGCAGCUCUCUUCUUCUGACACGGCGCCACGAGAAAGACUGAUAGAUGCAAAAACCGGACUCCCGGUAAAGACGGACAUAACACCCGGGCCCUCGCGGCUCUGCUCCGGAGCACGGCGCUCCUUCUUCUGCAGGAUGAAGUGCAACAGACCCUCCGUCAAAGUAGAAGACAAGGAUUUCCCUUCUACCUGCUCAAAGAAGAAAGCAGACCGCAAAAGCUUUUGCACUAUUCAUAGCACAGGCUAUUUAAAAAGCUGGCCUCCAACAAAGAUGGGCCUAGAUGAAGAUAACGAGCCAGAUAACGAGGGUUGUAAUUUAAGCUGCCUUGUUGCCAUUGGAAGGCUCCAUCCCCACGUGGUCCCGCAGCCGGUGAACGGCGAGAUCCGCGUGAAGCCCACGGAAUACGUGUCCCGGCACGCCAUCGACGGGAAAUUCGUCUUUGUAGAUCAGAGGGCAACAGCCAUCCUGGCAUACUUACCCCAGGAACUUCUAGGUACUUCAUGUUAUGAAUAUUUUCAUCAAGAUGAUAUAGCACAUCUUGCAGAAUGUCACAGACAAGUUUUGCAGACAAGAGAAAAAAUUACAACUAACUGCUACAAGUUUAAAAUAAAAGAUGGCUCUUUUAUUACGUUGCGGAGUCGCUGGUUCAGUUUCAUGAACCCUUGGACCAAAGAAGUAGAAUACAUUGUCUCCACAAACACAGUCGUUUCCACCACGGUCCUGGACAGCGGGGACGCGGCCUUUCCUCAGCUGGCGGCGUCCCCACACAGCAUGGACAGCGUGCUCCAGGCUGGAGAAGGUGGCCCCAAAAGGACCCAUCCUACUGUGCCUGGAAUUCCAGGUGGAACAAGAGCUGGGGCAGGUAAAAUAGGGAGGAUGAUUGCUGAAGAAAUCAUGGAGAUUCACAGGAUAAGAGGAUCAUCACCUUCCAGCUGUGGCUCAAGUCCCCUGAAUAUCACCAGCACCCCCCCGCCCGACACAUCCUCGCCGGGAGGGAAGAAGAUCUUGAAUGGUGGCACUCCAGACAUUUCUUCAGCUGGGCUGCUGUCUGGGCAAAUCCAGGAUAAUUCUGGGUACCCAUAUUCCGACAACUCCUCUAUCCUGGGGGAGAACUCCCACAUAGGCAUCGACAUGAUCGACACGGAGCAGGGCUCGAGCAGCCCCAGCAACGACGAGGCGGCCAUGGCGGUCAUCAUGAGCCUGCUGGAGGCCGACGCGGGGCUCGGCGGCCCCGUGGACUUCAGCGACCUGCCCUGGCCCUUGUAAAUGAAGCACCCAGCACCCACUAUCAAAGUGCAUUUACUGGUGGAGCUCUGCAGUCUGUGAAACCUGUGAGACUGAGAGGCUUUUAUGUAGGAAUUUCAUAAAAGCUGUGUCAGAACGCAACUCAUCCUACCAUGUGUAACUUCAGACAAAGUGGAAUAACCUGCUACAGUGUUCUGUGUUGAUUUGGUUAGCUGUGUAUAGCUUGCAACACUUGUAUAUUUUGGAUUCUGUUGUUUGAAAUUUUUUUUAAAUCACUGUGCAACUCACUGGCAUCAGUGGUAGCUUUUAUAUGCAAAUGACCAUUUCAGAUGUAUGGUGUGUUUUUACACUGCAAAACAGUCCCCAUGUGGAUAUUUCUUAUACUAAUUGUACCAUAAAGCUGUUUAUUCUUUCUUGUAAGAAUCCUUUACUAUAAAUAUUGUUAAAGUGUAAUGUAUUAGACAGUUAAAUAUUUUUAAAAUAAAUGUUUCCCUUGUUCUACGAUGGAGCAUUUACUUUGAUAAAUAAAUUUGAUAAAACCCUGCUGAAGGUGCAUGCUGGAA